AGGACGAAGAAGAAAUCACGUGUCGAUAUCACGGAAGAAAAACAAGACCGCAGCAGUUGUUGGUCCAUACGAGGGAAAAGUAAAAUAAAAACUACACUGCACGUACACAAACGUGGGUCGUGGGAAAUAAUAAUGGAAGCUAAGCUAAAGAAAGCGUUGGGCACCGCCAUGCUGAAGUCAACUGGUCACUCAGGUGGAGGAUGUAUCAGCGAGGGCCAGAGUUAUGAUACUGACACUGGGAGAGUGUUUGUGAAGAUAAAUCACAAGAGCGAGGCCAAAUUGAUGUUUGAUGGGGAGAUGGCCAGUUUGGAAGCCAUUUUAAAGACAGAAACUGUUAAAGUACCCAAGCCUGUGAAGGUGAUCGAACUUGAAACGGGAGGAUGUGUAUUUGCGAUGGAGCAUCUGGACAUGAGAGGUCUUACCAAGUACUCAAAGCUCCUCGGAGAGCAGCUGGCAGAUCUGCAUCUUCACAACAAAAGACAGUUGGAAAAAUUAAAUAAAGAGCAGCAGACAGUUGGAAGAGGAGCUGGACAAUCGGAGGUGGCGGUUAUUACAAAAUUUGGCUUCAGUGUACCUACAUGCUGUGGAUAUCUACCUCAGGAAAAUGAGUGGCAGGAUGACUGGGUGACGUUUUACUCCCAGCAGAGGCUGCAGCACCAGCUUAACAUGGUGGAGAAAUCUUAUGGAGACAAGGAGGCCAGAGAACUAUGGGCCAAGCUACAGUUGGAGAUCCCUCAGUUUUUCACAGAUGUAGAGAUGUACCCUGCUCUCCUCCAUGGAGACUUAUGGGGAGGCAACGUGGCGCAGUGUGCAGAGGGCCCAGUCCUCUUUGACCCAGCCGCCUUCUAUGGCCAUUCAGAGUAUGAGCUGGGUAUUGCAGGGAUGUUUGGUGGCUUCAACAGCUCUUUUUACUCUGCGUACCAUGAACAGAUUCCUCAAGCACCGGGCUUCGCAAAAAGAAACCAGCUUUACCAACUCUUCCACUAUCUGAAUCACUGGAACCACUUUGGUGGGGGCUACAGGGGCUCUUCAAUAAGUAUAAUGAAGAAACUACUGAAAUAAUGGCACUCACAUUCACUUGUAUCACGCUUCACAGUCUUAAACUCAAACCAAGUGUUAUCUAUGUAUUGCCAGAUGCUAGUUUGACCAAAAAUAGUGUGACUAAUUGUUGAAGAGACAUAACAUUCUGACAUUGUAAUGUCUGUCACAUUGUAAGACAGGACAGAAUCAACAUAGCAAAAUAGUUGUCUUGUCGGCUUCAUCUAUACCAUCCUGCUUCAUAUGAAAUAUAGCUUUAUGUUUGAACAAGUAUAUAUACUCUGUAGGUGUUUUUUUAAUUCUGAAUUUCCUUCCCUGACUUGUGUGUAGGUUGCUGACAACCAAAAAUAAACCUGAAUUUGCAAAACCGUUUAAAAGGGAAGGGGUUACCAAACACCAAGACCUCCACUCUGUCCUAACAUAAGACGUCUUGGUUUUUAUUUCAAUAUGUUCUACAUGUGGAAGAUCAAGCAACGCAUUACAGGUAUUUCUGACCUGUUUGAUCUGCAGCAGAGUAUGCUUUUGGUUCGCUUAUACUUUGUUUAGAUUACUACUUACCCCUCAUAUUGUUUAAUUCCUGCCAUUUAAAUGAACAACAACUUCUUCUUCCAGGCUGUAGCCUAAUACACAUUUCCUCCCGGCAAUCACUUAACAUACACAUAAGAACCUAGCUAUAUUAAUUGUUUUUUCUAAUUUCCUUGUAUAUGUGGUGUUAUAUUGAUAUGUAUACUUGUAUUGUGUAAGUAUUUGCACUUUGCAGGAUAUUAAACAUACUCAGACUUUA
Messenger RNA from Pseudoliparis swirei, 1822 nucleotides. RefSeq names its product fructosamine 3 kinase related protein (gene fn3krp). Bases 133 to 1062 code for a protein of 309 amino acids. The transcript has 6 exons. Lineage: Eukaryota; Metazoa; Chordata; Actinopteri; Perciformes; Liparidae. The record is from RefSeq and is a predicted model, not a curated record.